CCCACCACUUCAUUCCCAUCACCAAUCUCCACCAACCAUUUAAAUCUCCCUAUCCUCCCCCCCCACCCUUUUCUUCUCCUCUUACCCACCUCCCUUUCACCUAAGCUCUGCUGCUGCUUCCACAGAAAACUUGGGCAAUGGCCUCUGCUGCAGUGACUGCUGCAGUCAGCUCCCUUCCUUCCUCCAAGUCCUCAUCCCUCAGUAAGACCCCGUCCAUCUCUCCUGCUACUCUCGAGAGGACCAGCUUCCACAAGGCAUGCUUGUACUCGAGAAGCGUCUCCACAGCCAAUGCCAGGAAGAAGCUGGUCGCCGUUCGAGCCCAGGUAACCACCGAAGCUCCUGCCAAGGUAGCGAAGGUCUCCAAGAAGAACGACGAGGGUGUCGUCACCAACAAGUACAAGCCCAAGGAGCCCUACGUCGGGACAUGCCUCCUCAACACCAAGAUCACCGGCGACGACGCGCCCGGCGAGACAUGGCACAUGGUCUUCAGCACAGAGGGAGAGGUUCCCUACAGAGAGGGGCAAUCGAUCGGUGUGAUCGCCGACGGCAUCGACAAGAACGGGAAGCCACACAAGCUGAGACUCUACUCCAUCGCCAGCAGUGCUCUCGGUGACUUCGGUGACGCCAAGACCGUUUCUCUGUGUGUGAAGAGGCUGGUUUACACCAACGAGCAAGGGGAGGUCGUGAAAGGAGUCUGCUCAAAUUUCCUGUGUGACCUGAAGCCUGGCGCGGAAGUGAAGAUAACAGGACCGGUAGGAAAAGAGAUGCUGAUGCCCAAAGAUCCCAAUGCAACCGUCAUCAUGCUCGGCACCGGAACUGGAAUCGCUCCUUUCCGCUCGUUCCUGUGGAAGAUGUUCUUCGAGAAGCACGAUGACUACGAGUUCAAUGGACUCGCAUGGCUGUUCUUGGGAGUUCCCACGAGUAGCUCGCUGCUGUACAAGGAGGAGUUCGAGAAGAUGAAGGAGAGAGCACCGGACAAUUUCCGGGUGGAUUACGCUGUCAGCAGAGAGCAGGCGAACGAGAAGGGAGAGAAGAUGUACAUCCAGACUCGCAUGGCGGAGUAUGCAGGUGAACUGUGGGAGCUGCUCAAGAAGGACAACACCUUCGUCUACAUGUGUGGGUUGAAAGGGAUGGAGAAGGGUAUCGAUGAUAUCAUGGUCUCUUUGGCUGCUAACGACGGCAUCGACUGGUUAUCUUACAAAAGGGAACUGAAGAGAGCAGAACAGUGGAAUGUGGAAGUCUACUGAUAUGUAUCUCUCUUUUUCCAAAGAUUACUUGCUUCAAUAGGAUCUUCUGCAGCAGAUAUGUUGUACAUAAUCUAUUCGAGUUCUGCAUACUUUUUCUUCUA
Molecule: messenger RNA, 1348 nt
Organism: Musa acuminata AAA Group (dessert banana)
Lineage: Eukaryota; Viridiplantae; Streptophyta; Magnoliopsida; Zingiberales; Musaceae
Product: ferredoxin--NADP reductase, leaf isozyme, chloroplastic-like
Exons: 9
Coding region: 138-1247 (369 amino acids)
Biological process (GO): electron transport chain
Cellular component (GO): chloroplast thylakoid membrane protein complex
Molecular function (GO): NADPH dehydrogenase activity
Source: RefSeq, a predicted model, not a curated record